AUGGUUCAAGCUGCACAGGAGGAUUGUAAAAAUGACCCAGAAUCAUUUCAAAGAUUAUUGAAAGAUGCAGAAAAACCGUUAUAUCCUGGUUGUAGAAACUUUACAAAAUUGUCUGCAUUGAUUAAAUUGUACAACCUAAAAGCACGCUUUGGGUGGUCUGAUAAAAGCUUUUCAGAGCUUUUAGAAAUGCUUGGAAAUAUGUUGCCUGUGAAUAAUGAGUUGCCUUUGUCUAUGUAUGAAGCAAAAAAGACAUUGAAUACAUUGGGAAUGGAAUAUGAGAAAAUACAUGCAUGUCCUAAUGAUUGUAUCCUUUAUAGGAAUGAGUUGAAAGAUGCAUCGUCAUGUCCUACUUGUGGAACUUCAAGGUGGAAGACAGAUAAAACAGGAACUAAAAAGAGGAAGGGGGUUCCAGCGAAAGUAAUGUGGUAUUUCCCUCCAGUUCCAAGAUUUAGAAGAAUGUUUCAAUCAGUAAAAAUUGCAAAAGAGCUCGUAUGGCAUGCCGAAGAAAGAGAUUUCGAUGGUAAAAUGCGUCAUCCAUCAGACUCACCAUCAUGGAAGCUAGUUGACCAUAGAUGGCCCGAGUUUUCCUCAGAACCUAGAAACUUGAGACUUGCCAUUUCAGCAGAUGGCAUAAAUCCUCACAGUCCACGACAACCUGGUAAUGACAUUGACAUCUAUUUAGCACCGUUGAUAGAAGAUCUUAAAACAUUGUGGGAGGUCGGAGUCCAGGCUUAUGAUGCACAUCAACGAGAGUUCUUUACAUUAAGAGCUGUUCUAUUAUGGACAAUCAGUGACUUCCCUGCGUAUGGAAACUUGUCUGGGUGCACAGUUAAAGGAUAUUUUGGUUGUCCAAUAUGCAGGGAAGAAACAUAUUCUCGUAGAUUGAAACAUGGAAAAAAGAACUCAUAUACAGGACAUAGACGAUUUCUUCCUUGCAACCAUCCAUUUAGGAAACAAAAGAAAGCAUUUGAUGGUGAACAAGAGUUUAGGCCACCUCCACAAAUAUUAACUGGAGAGGAAAUUCUCAAAAAAGUCAAAGUCAUUUGUAAUUCAUGGGGGAAAAAAAAGUUUAAUCGUGGUAAAUCCAAAGUUAGCAAUCCAAAUUGUUGGAAGAAGAAGUCCAUAUUCUUUGAUCUUGAGUAUUGGAAAUAUCUUCAUGUUCGUCAUAAUUUGGAUGUAAUGCAUAUUGAGAAAAAUGUUUGUGAAAGCAUCAUUGGUACCUUACUCAACAUUCCAGGUAAGACAAAGGAUGGACUGAACUGUCGUUUAGAUCUUGUAGACAUGGGCUUAAGGAGCGAAUUGGCACCAAAGUUUGAAUCAAAGAGAACCUAUCUCCCUCCUGCAUGUUAUUCACUUUCGAAAAUGGAAAAGAAGGUAUUUUGCCAAACUCUUUCACAAUUGAAGGUUCCUUAUGGAUACUGCUCUAACCUUCGAAACCUUGUGUCAAUGGAAGACUUGAAGCUUUAUGGCUUGAAAUCCCAUGACUACCAUACAUUAAUGCAGCAAUUAUUGCCUAUUUCAUUACGAUCUAUUUUGCCAAAGCAUGUGAGGAAUGCCAUUUGUAGAUUGAGUUCUUUUUUCAAUACUCUCUGUAGUAAAGUGGUUGAUGUUCCUACAUUAGAUGAGUUACAAAAUGAGGUUGUGGUGACAUUGUGCUUGUUUGAAAAGUAUUUCCCACCUUCAUUCUUUGAUAUCAUGGUGCAUCUUACUGUGCAUCUUGUAAGAGAGGUGAGACUUUGUGGACCAGUUUACCUUAGGUGGAUGUACCCAUUUGAAAGGUUCAUGAAAGUGUUAAAAGGCUAUGUACGAAAUCGUAAUCGACCCGAAGGUUGCAUCGCUGAAUGCUAUAUUGCAGAAGAAGGCAUUGAGUUUUGUACAGAGUACUUAUCAAAUGUUGAGGCAAUUGGAAUUCCUAGUACUUCAAACAUUGACCAAAAAGUUGGGGCAUCUAUAUUUGGAGGUCAUACCAUGAAGGUUGAAGUUGCCAUUGGUAAUGAAGAACCUGUAUCUGAAACCCUUAAAUGGAUAGCUCAUAGUCCUAGCCACUAUGUUUUUAAGUAUCAUGGCUAUGUCAUUAAUGGGUGUCACUACCAUACCAAGGAGCGUGAUGAUUUACGAGCUACCCAAAAUAGUGGAGUCAAAAUUGUAGCUACAACAAUGCAAAUUGCUAGUGCCAAGGAUAAAAAUCCAGUAUUUGGUGAGCUUUGUUUCUAUGGGGUUAUUACUGAGAUUUGGGAUCUUGAUUAUACCAUGUUCAGGAUUCCAAUCUUCAAGUGUGAUUGGGUUGAUAAUAAGAAUGGAAUCAAAGUUGAUGAUCUUGGGUUUACCUUAGUUGACUUCAGCAAAAUGGCUCAUAAAUCAGAUCCUUUCAUUUUAGCCUCCCAGGCUAAGCAAGUUUUCUAUGUAAAAGAUGAACUUGAUCCAAGAUGGUCAGUUGUUUUAUCAACUCCUCAACAAGACUUCUUGGAAAGGGAUGAGGGUGAUGAUCUCAUGGAUAACUCUAUUGAACACCAUCCAGUCAUAUCUUCUUUGCCACAAGUUGAAUCAUUUGAUGCUAUGGAUGACUCUGAUGCAAUAUGUAUGCGAGGCGAUUGUGAGGGGAUUUGGGUUGAGAACAAAUAG
This is a messenger RNA of Vitis vinifera (wine grape), 2622 nucleotides long. RefSeq lists its product as uncharacterized. NCBI's taxonomy places the organism in Eukaryota, Viridiplantae, Streptophyta, Magnoliopsida, Vitales, Vitaceae. The record is from RefSeq and is a predicted model, not a curated record. The transcript has 3 exons. Bases 1 to 2622 code for a protein of 873 amino acids.